Clavispora lusitaniae ATCC 42720 is the source of this 672-nucleotide messenger RNA. RefSeq lists its product as uncharacterized. Gene Ontology annotation, cellular component: ciliary inversin compartment. The record is from RefSeq and is a predicted model, not a curated record. Gene Ontology annotation, biological process: protein localization to ciliary inversin compartment. NCBI's taxonomy places the organism in Eukaryota, Fungi, Ascomycota, Pichiomycetes, Serinales, Metschnikowiaceae. Gene Ontology annotation, molecular function: protein binding.
AUGUCUCUUCACGAAGCCGCCCGUGACAACAAGCCAGACAUUGUGUCUGCGCUUCUUUCGGAGAAUCCCUCAUUGGCCUCUUCCUUGGAUGACGACUCACGCACGCCGCUCCACUGGGCCUGUACCAUGCAACACUCUGCCAUCGUGUGUCUUCUUCUUCCCCACAUUGGAGAAAUUGACGACUUGACUGAUGAGGCCGGCUGGACACCGGUGCAUAUAGCCGCUGCCGUCGGUAGCAAUUCUAUUCUUGAGCUCCUCAUGGCCCACGAUCCGCAGCCAGACAUCAAUUUGCCCACCAGCACAGGCGCCACCGCGCUCCACGUCGCAGUCAGCAAGGGCCAUGUGGACACGGUGCACCUUCUCAUCGACACAUACAAAUGUUCUGUGCGGGCCAAGGACAAAAUGGGUCGAACGGCGCUCCACCGGGCUGCGGCAGGCGGAAGCCAGCCGCUUGUCAAGCGCUUGGUCGCUGCUGGGGCUGUCGUCAGCGCCACAGACAAGGACGGGUGGACUGCGCUCCACCACGCCUUGGCAGAGGGCCAUGGCGACGUGGCAGUGCUCUUGGUGCAAUUGGGUGCCGACACAGGCGCAGCAGACAGCUCUGGAGCCACGCCCGUGGACGUCGCAAACGAGCAAGUGCGGGCGUACUUCACGCGGGCUGUGGGACUAUAG